CCGCCCCCGAAAAAUAUGACCAGCGGCGCUUGGAUGCAGCCACGGGAACAUGCCGCCGCCGCCGCCGCCGCCGCCCUAGCCGCCCGCCUGGGCCAGCCGGGCCAGCCCGAGAAGCCGUGCGCCGACUCGGAGCGGGCGCAGAAAUGGCGUUUGUCGCUGGGCUCGCUGCUCUUCUUCGCCGUCCUCCUCUCCGACCGCCUGUGGCUCUGCGGCGCCGCCGCCGGCACGCGGCUCCGAGCUGAGGCCAGGAGCUCGGCCAUGGCGGCGCCCGAGGCCGCCCUGCGGAGGGCCGCGCAACCGGAGCGCCGAGGGCCCCGCCCCGCCGGCCCCCCCGCACUGCGCCGCCGCCGCCGCCGCCGCGCCCCCGCGCCCGGACCUGGCUCGGCCUGCUCCCAGCGGCGCCUCUUCCAGCAGGGCUCCCUGGCCGCCUUCGCCGCCGUGCCUCUCCGGCUGCCCGCGGCCGCCGCCCUCGCCGCCGCCGCCGCCGCCGCCCUCGCCUCUCCCCAGCUGGACUUCCUGGAGGGCCACUUUCGGACCUUUCGCCUCCCUUUUUGUGACGCUUACACGGCCUGGGACUUGCUGCUCGGCAUGGCCGGCCCGGAGAGCCUGGACUGCAGCUUGUCCAACCUGCUGAUGGAUUUCCUGUCUGCUGCUGCGGGAGCCCGGCGCGGGGAGGCCUGCACCAGCUGCCUGGAGGCGUAUCAAAGGCUGGACCAACACGCUCAGGAAAAAUACGAGGAGUUCGAGCUUCUGCUGGAGAAAUACCUGCAGGCCGAGGAUUACUCUGUGCGCUCCUGCCUCAGAGACUGCAAGGCUGUCUACAAGGCUUGGCUGUGCUCUGAGUAUUUUGAUGUGACCCAACUACAGUGCCAGCACCGGAUUCCAUGCAAGCAAUACUGCCUGGAGGUGGAGACUAGGUGUCCCUUUGUGUUGCCUGACAACGAUGAAUUGGUCUACGGAGGGUUGCCUGGCUUCCUCUGUACGGGGUUGUUGGAGAACCAGCUGCCUGACCCGGAAGCGAAGUGCUGUGACGUGCAGUGGGACUCCUGUGAUCCCCAACCGGACCGCAGCUACAACACCUCCACCAAAUCCACCGAGUCGGAGUCAUUCCACAGCCCCCGCCAUGAAGACCCCCAUCACCAGCAAGAGCAGCGGCAACGGCAGCAGAAGGAAAAGCAGCAGAAGGAACAGAAGCAGCACUAUCACCUGUAUUACCAUCACCACCAGUACCCUCCCCCGUCUCUGCUGCCGGUCUCUGCAGGGUCUCGCCUCAGCCACAGCAAAAUCCGGCUCUGCGUCCUGGUCCUUAUGCUCCUGCACACCAUGGUGUCCUUCUCUGGUGUGCACAGCAGUGAAGGCUUGAGCUUGGAGGUCCUUCCCGCCGUGGAGGAGAGCAUCGCCAGAGACGAGUGACCGAGCGCGAGGGCAGCUCCUCAGGCAAAAAGAAAGGGCGGGAAAGGCGCCUGCGGGGGAGGGGAGGGGGCAUUCCUUAUACCUCUUUUGGGGGCACCGGUUGGGUGACAUGCCAUGCACAGACCCACCCCCACGUGGAAACCCCCCACCAAGAGCAACUCCUCGCAAGGGCCCGCCCUGGGAUGCCCAGACGGCUUGUGUGGAAACACAGCCUCCAGGAGGGCUCCAUGAGUUCCUGGCCUGAAGCUGCAGAAGCCAGGCAGGGAAGGGGCUGAGGGGAAGGGGGAGCAGGUGGUCGUCUGCAAAGGCCAGUGCGAGGCUCCCGGGAGUGACCCCCGCUGCUUCUGCCACCACGUAUCCUGGGUAAGGUUCCUGGCCGGGAUGUUUCCCCUCCGGAGUGAGUAACUGGCCUGUGGCAGUGGCAGAAGUAGCUUGCCCAAGAUCCAAGUCCUACACGAGGCCCAUCCCAGACAACCCAGGGGUGAUGACAGGGUUCCUCCCUUCCCUGUUUCUUAGACCUCUCUGGCCCCUUCCCCCCUUUCUCUGACCAAGAGCUGCAAGAAGUGCUGAAGGGACCUUCCCAGGCCAGGGCCCAGGAGAAGUCAACAGCAGCUUGUGCAGUCUGGAGUCCCAUGUUCCCAGAAGGGCUGAAUUCCUUCACUGUCUGCCUAUCAUCUCUGUAAGAUGUCCUCAAACACAUGAAAUACUGUAUUUGCCUGAAAGAAAGAUUAGGCUUUUCUCCAAAGGGAUUACUUUCAAAAUUGGAGGGGCAUCUUAGAUUCGUUGAGAAUAGGCCAAUAGAAGCCGUUCCUUUUCUGUUCUUUUUCGUUGAGUUACAGCGUUAUAGUUUUGCAGGGGAAGGGGGAUUAUCUGCCAUGCUGGCUCAGGAAUUCUGGGAGUUGAAGUCCCCAAGUCAUAAAAGGGCCAUGGUUCCCCACCCGUACUCUAAGAGGUAGACAUGCUGUCUUUCGCACAAGGGUAGGAAGUUAGAAAUGCCCGUCUCCCUGUUUCUAGCACCCCCACAAAAAGAUUAUAGUCGAUUGAUUCCAAGUUGAGCCAGAACGUCCAAGCAAACACCUCUGAAUAUUUCCUGUGAGAAAUACCAGCCCAGAUGCAGGGUUUUUUGGGGGGGCAAUUGAUAGGCUUGGCUUGGCUCUUCAUAUAUUCUCAUUAACUGACUCGAGUCCAGUCCAGUUCCUGAUUCUUUACAGAAACCAAAGGCAUGUCCUUAUUCUUGGCUCAAUUAACCCUCUACCAAAACACUACCAGGUUUGGGUCCACAUUCUUUCUUCAAUUUGAAUUUGCUCUCUCUCCCCCGCCUAUGCCCAUGGGAAAAAUGGUUCUAUGCAGACACAAUGCAGGCAGGCUGUUUCUGAUACCCAAAAAUUCUCUAUCUGAAUGUUAAAUUUUCAUUCAAGGAAAAAGGGAGACUCCAAAGAGACUCUUGACAAGGAAAUAUCUCUCUGUCUCUCUCUGUCUCUUUAAUCUUACAUUAAAGAACCAUUUUUUUUCUCAAACCUCUCACGAAGGCCCUCACUCUCAGAAACGUGGAUAGCGUCAAAAAGACUAUUCUCCAUCAGCAGCAGUUGGUGUGUUACAUAUCAUCACUGAGAAAGAAGAAUUUGUGACAACAAUGAGGGGUAUAAACAAGAGGGAGAAAAGUGAGCAGCUCUAAGGAUGUGAUUUGUACCAAUAGAAGAGAAUACUUGCAGCUAAGGAUGGAACUGUGGGGUCCUUGGUGCUCUCUGACCUUGGUGGUUUUCUGGCAGACAUUUCAUUACUAAACUAAGUGACAUCAUCAGUGCACUGAUAUCAGUCUGCAAGAAAGCAACUAGACUCUGAGAGCAGCAAGAAUCCCAUAGGUGAUUUGUGUUCUUCUAAAAUAGACUCAUUUAGAGACACUUAGGUCGUAAAAAAAUUAACCCUUGUUCUUGGCUUCUCCGUAACGUCUGACAAAUCUUGAAGUGGAAUAAUUCCAGAAAUCACAUUCAUUAUGGAUUUUUGUGCUCUCUGGUGAUAUGUUGGGCCACAUUCCUUCCUCCUCAAAGAAAAGCUACUUUCUGCGUGGUUGGAAUUGAAUAAUCAUAGCAAAUCACAGGAAGGCUAUAUUGUUAACUAUUCAUUCAAUUCAUUAUCAAAGAGGGAACCGACAUGUUGGGUUAUUCUGCGGUCUGAGCUUUAGAACCUUCCGGGAGAUACUCAUCCAUCUCAAAUUUAUGAUCAAAGUCCUGAAUGCCCAAAGAGAGUCGUCUUCUUAACCCCACUGGAUACUAUGCAACAUGAAAACAAAAGUGCAUCUUGAUCCAAUCCACACAGUACAUCUGCCUCAAGUAUAAACUCCCCCUUUGCUCUCUCUUGCUCUCAGAUUAAAUUUGCCUCUUUUGAGGAGGAGCAGGAGGAAGAGGAAUAGUGAUGAUAUGAAAGGGGUGAGAUUGAUCACUCCAAACCAGUGUAUGCUUUCCAGAGGAUCUCCAGGUAAGGUCUACUCCCAAGCCUGUAACGAGGUGCCAGGGAUUGAAGUGCCUGCACCUGGUCCUUGCAGAGGUGUCCCCCCUCCACCUGCUUUGAUCCUUCUUGGUGACAUAAUUUCUAUAAGAAUUGGCUAUCCUUUAAAAUAUGCAGUCCAGUUCAUGAUAAGACAUCUUUUAUUUUUGAAACUAUAUGUUGCAUCAUGGUGGCAGAGCACAGUGAGAUCAAAAGAAGGCAUAGUUUUCAAUCCUAUUUAAGACAUACGGAAAAUAAAAUUCCCAUACUGAAGCAAUGCAGGGCUUCAUCCUUUGCAAUGACUUCCUUUGCCAUUCAUGAUGGAAAGGGCCAACAGGUUGCCUGAAUGAAAAGACUCAACAGUAGAACAGGAUUCAAUAGUAUAUUCACUAUUGAUUUACAAUCAAAGACUCAGCCUUUGUGUUACCUUUAAUCACCUGGGACUCAUAAGAAACUACCCCCCUCCCUGUCUUAGGAAUUGGUGGAUGGACCGUUGAUCUCUUUAUAGGUGGGGGUAAAUAAUGCAAUGAAUGCCAUAGAAAACCCACUUAAUUCAGGGUUAGCUUAAGCAGCCUCUGGUUGAUUGAACCAACGGAACUGAACCCAUUGAGUAUUAUUGGAUGAAAGCAAAAUGGAAGAAAUAUUGCUGCACUUGUGUUACUGAUUCCAACAACAGUUUCUAUUGCUGAUUAUUCUGAAUUGGACCCCAAAAGAUUGUCAUUGCUUUUCACAUUCCUGGAUGGUUAUUAUAAAUUCUCUUGGCUAAAUUGGGCAGAGGAGGGUGUUUUUUCUUUUUUUUAAAUUGAAUUAAACAGAGUAAUACGAUUCUGAAAAGUAGCGUAAGAUAAUUGAGCAAUCAUAACAGGAACAUGAGCUGGAUCUGAGCAAAACCCAUCUUAAUUAGCAUACGGCUUCUCACAGCAGCUAAUGAUGUGCUUGCCUGGAGGGGAGUUGGUCCUACUUCUCUCCUGCCUCUGUUUCCCUCCAACUGGUUUAGGCCCUAGUCUGGAGGUAAUACUGGCCCUAGUCUGGAGGUAAUAUUGAGUUUACAUGAUUAAAGGACACUUGAUAGAGCUAUCCUCCAUGCAUUUAACCAAUACCUCUUUAAAUUAUCCAGAUUACUGACCAUCACAAUGUUCCAAAAUAGAUCCUUAGGAAUUACACUUCUCCAUUGAGAAAAUUGCCCACUUAUCUUACUCUUUGCUUUGUGUUUAUUUUAUCAACAAUCUAUACAGGGACACAUCCUCUUAUCCCAUGGUUGUCAAGGUUACUUAAGAGUCUUUGAUGAACACAUGCCUCUUAACAGAAUAACAGAGUUGGAAGGGACCUUGGAGGUCUUCUAGUCCAACCCCCUGCUCAAGCAGGAGACCCUAUGCCAUUUAGAGAAAUGGUGGUCCAGUCUCUUUAAAAAUUCCGAUGUUGGAACACCCACAAUUUCUGGAGGCAAGUUGUUCUGUCAGAAAAUUUCUCCUUAAUUCUAGGUUACUUCUCUCCUUGAUUAAUUUCCAUCCAUUGCUUCUUGUUUUCUGAUGCUUUGGAAAAUAGGUUGAACCCUCUUCUUUGUGGCAGCCCCUCAAAUAUUGGAACACUGUUAUCACUCCUAGUCCUUCUUUUCAUUAAACUAGACAUACCCAAUUCCAGCAACUGUUCUUUAUAUGAUUUAGCUUCCAAUCUCCUAAUCUCUGUUGCUCUUCUCUGCACUCUGUCCAGAGUCUCCAUAUCUUUUUUACAUCAUGGCAACCAAAAUGCAGUAUUCCAAGUGUGGCCUUAGCAAGACCAUAUAAAGUGGUACUAACACUUCACGUGAUCUUGACGUGGAAUUUGAAAGAUUGGAGAGGGAGGAUUAAUCUUUAUGGAAGACAUGGUGAUUUUCCUUCAGCAGAGCUUCUGUGUUUAGAGUAGUUUUUUUUUAAUGUAAUCAGAAUUUCACCAAUUUAUCUGGAACAGACAUUUGAUUUGUCUAUAUUUUCCUGGGUCUCCUUUCUAAAACGUGCAUCCAGUUUGAAGGACAUUAUUCUUUAUUUUUGUUAAAUCAUCAGACUUUGAAUUAUUUAAGAAUUGGAUCACAUCCAACUGGCAAUUUGUUGCUGGGUAGUUUCUAAAGACAUCUGGAAAAUAUUAUUAUCACUGUUUACUUGCAUACUUCUCAUUGCCUCCUUGAGAAAGACACUAGCAAUAGCACUUAGACUUAUAUUUAUUUAUUAUUAUUUAUUAGUUCGAUUUAUAUGCCGCCCUUCUCCGGAGACUCAGGGCGGCUUACAAUGCAUUAAGCAAUAGCCUUCAUACUUUUUGUAUAUACCUGCUUAGUAGGGCUUUUUUGCCCCGCCCCCAAGCAGUGUUCUUUUUAUACAAAGUCAGCUUAUUGCCCCCACAAUCCGGGUCCUCUUCAUAUACCGCUUCAUAGUGCUUUGCAGCUCUCUCUAAGUGGUUUACAGAGUCAGCAUCUUGCCCCCAACAAUCUGGGUCCUCAGUUUAAUGACUCAGAAGGAUGGAAGGCUGAGCCAACCUUGAGUGAGUGAGAAUUGAACUGCCAAACUGCUGGCAGUCGGCAGUGAGCAGAAGUAGCCUGCAGUACUGCAUUCUAACCAUUGUGCCACCACAGCAAUACAGGUUCAUAUGACGUUAAUAUAAAAGCAGAUUCAUCUAGUUUCUUUGCAAACUGCAUCAUUCCAUAGUGUCUCUUUUUACUACUUGACCCAGUGGCCCAAAUGGUUCUCUGGCCAGUUUUUGACUUUGAACAUAAGUUCUUACUGUUUUCCUUUAGUAUUUUUUGCCACAUGCUCUUCAAUUAUUACCAUUUUAUUUGCAUCUCUUAUCACCUACUUUCUGUGCCAAAGUCUGUGCCCCUUUCUGUUCUUCGUGAAGUGGGCUUUCCAUUUCUGAAAGGAAAUUUCUGAACUUUUACAGCUACGUAGAUGCUACUUAAACAUAUUAGGAGCCAUUUCCCAGACUUGGUUGAUCCUUCUCUUCUAAACAGGAUACAUUCUACUUCAGUUACUGUAGUUUGGAAAAGACUCUGUAGUUUGGAAAAGACAGAUUCAGCUGUCUGAAAAGCAUUAAAGCAGUCAGCACAUGGUUAGGAAGCCUGAAAUACGAUGGCCUGCCCUUCCCGCACCCCUCCAGCUACAGGGAGAGAUCACCCCAACAAAGUAUGCUUGAGUAAAACUGGCCAUUAAUCAGGAACUACCGGUACAAAACUUUGCUGUCAGCUUGGAUUCGAAAUAAAGGAACCACCAAUUUUCUUUUACUGGAUGAGUUGCAACUACUUCUGUGGCAGCACCAAAUAUACUGGGGCAGUGGGAGGGUGGGGGGACCAGGCUCCUACAGAGAAAGGCAGAGAGGGCAACUAGGGAACCUGAAGUGUUCGGAGGUGGGCAGUGCAGACUUUCUGCAGCAGGAGGAAUGCGCAGCCUGUUGAGCUCAGAUUCUUGCAAUUGCUGACGUUUGAUAGGAGAUAAUCUACUCUACACAGUUUGUUCUGAAUGAGAAAAGAAAGGUUUUGAUUCUACACAAUUUACACACCAUUUUCUAUAUAGAUUACUCCCCCCAUAGAUUUUUAGGUGGAGAAAGUUUGUACGGAAAUGACCCUUGUCAAGGAUCAUCAGAGUUUUUGGCCUGGUGGACGCAACUGGAAUUAAAAAAAAAACAUUUUAGGUGAAAUGAUUGGUUUUGGGGAGAGGCGGCUCAGUCUCAAAAUAGUUGCAUCUGAGACCAAAUAUAAAGCACCAAUUUAUCAGCUGGUUACUGUCGCCCCCUCCUGGUGGGUGCCACGGAAAGUGUCUCCUGACAUGGAUUUGCAAGCAGCAUUUUGGAGACUCCAGGCAGAAAGUUUUAAAAGAACAAGUACAGGAACAAGAAAGAUUGAAUGGGGGAGUGAAAACAUUUGAUAUUUGCUUGUGGCUCCUGUUUGUUGGGCGCCAGACUCACAAAUAGUGCAAGAGGAUCAUAUGGAGCAUAUGCCCUGGGAAGAGAAUGUUCUGGGUCUUGUGAAUCCUGUUAAAUUCUGGGAAUUGAAGUCCACACAUCUUAAAAGUUGUCAAGGUUGAGACACAAGGUUGUAGGUAAUGUCUAAGACAGUGUUUCUCAACCGUGGAAGCUUGAAGAUGGGUGGACUUCAACUCCCAGAAUCCCCCAGUCCACACAUCUUAAAGUUGUCAAGGUUGAGACACAAGGUUGUAGGUAAUAUCUAAGACAGUGUUUCUCAACCUUGGAAGCUUGAAGAUGGGUGGACUUCAACUCCCAGAAUCCCCCAACCAGCAGCGCUGGCUGAGGGAUUCUGGAAGUUGAAGUCCACCCAUCUUCAAGCUUCCAAGGUUGAGAAAUACUGGUCUAUGAUGUCCUGUGAAAAUAACUCCUGUUGAUAGGUGCUCCCUCAGAAAUAAUGAUCCUGUAGGAUUUUGUUUGAGGCCAUCUGAGAAUCAGACUGGCAGAUUUGAUAAAUCCAUAGAACAGAUCCAAAUGUGUUUAUUUAAAAGGCUUCUACGCCACAUAUUAAAACUCUUUUAAGUGGCAUAGAAGCAUUGGACACCGAUCGUUCUUUAAAACAUUCAAACAUUCUGUGUUUUUGUAGUUUCAAAAGUUCCUAAGGUUAGUCAGACCAAAUUGAGAAAUCAGAAGAUGUUUUAAUUGAAUAAAUUGCCAUUUUGCAUUUUAGAACACCCAAAUUAUUAUAGAACAUAGAAUCAUAGGAUGGAAGGGAUCUUGGAGGACUUCUAAUCCAACCCCCUGCUUGAUCAGAAAAUUCUAUACCAUUCCUGACAAACGUUUGCCUAAUCUCUUCUUGAAAAGCUCUGUUGAUGGAGCACCCACAACUUCUGGAGGUAAGCAUUCUACUGAUUAAUUGUUCUCACUGUCAAGAAAUUUCUGCUUAAUUCUAUGUUGGAUGUCCCUUAAGGAUCUUCCACCUGUUAUUUCUUGUCCUGCCUCAGGUGCUUUGGAGAAUGGGUUGAACACCUCUUCUCUGUGACAUCCCAUCAGUUAUUCAGAUAAGCUCAGCCACUUAUUUUCUUCCUGGUUCUUGUGAGGUGUAGUCUAUCCCCUGCCAGAAACUCUCCAUGUACAUAAUUUAGACCGUGGUCCAGAAAUCCUCUUUCAAUGGCAUCAUCAUUGAAGUCAGUGAUUUACAGUAGUGGCCAAAAUUGUGGAAACCUUUUGGAAAAAGUCUAUUUUCUAAAACUAGCUAAUAACACCACUUUUUUUUUGGAGUAGUACCAUAAAAUUAUGUAUCAAUGGAAAGAUAAUUUAAUUAAGAAUGUAAUCAGAAGUGGGUUUCAGCAGGUUCUGACCAGUUCUGGAGAACUGGUAGCAGAAAUUUUGAGUAGUUCGGAGAACCGGUAGUAAAAAUUCUGACUGGCCCCACCCCCAUCUAUUCUCUGCCUCCCAAGUCCCAGCUGAUCGGGAGGAAAUGGGGAUUUUGCAGUAUCCUUCCCCUGGAGUGAGGUGGGAAUGGAGAUUUUACAGUAUCCUUCCCCUGCCACGCCCACCAAGCCACACCCACCAAGCCAUGCCACACCACAGAACCGGUAGUAAAAAUUUUUGAAACCCACCACUGAAUGUAAUGGAAUAACUUUUAUGAAGAAUUUGUUAUUAGAAUAGCAGUAACAGUAUAAAGAAACAAAGUGAAACGUAGAAAAAAUGAGAUAUACAAAAAUUAUCACCAUAGAAAAAAUGAGAUAUACAAAAAUUAUCACGUCAGUUAAUACUUAGUUGGGUAACCUUUAGCAUGAAUUAUGGCCUUACAACAUCUUUCUUUAAAUUAUUAUUAUUUAGACUUCUAUACCGCUUCAUAGUGCUUUACAGCCCUCUCUAAGUGGUUUACAAAGUUAGCAUAUAGCAUAUUGCAUAUUAGCAUAUUGCAUUAGCAUUAGCAUAUUGCCCCCAACAAUCUGAGUCCUCAUUUUACCCACCUUGGAAGGAUGGAAGGCUGAGUCAACCUUGAGCCGGUGAGAUUUGAUCUGCUGAUCUGCUGAACUAGCAAUCAGCAGUCAGCUGAAGUAGCUGCAGUACUGCACUCUAACCACUGCGCCACCUCGGCUCUGUUCCCAUGGAGUGAACAAAGUCUUUUAGUUCUGCAGCUGUUAUAAUGUGAAACCAAGAUUGAAUGAUUGCUUCUAUUAACUGGGUUUUAUUGAUGGGUCGCUUCUGACUAACAAGUUUCUUUAGUCAGCUCCAUAGAUUUUCAAUUGGGUUAAGGUCUGGGCUAUUCCCAGGCCAUUCCAGCAAUGGAAUAGGAUUAUCUUGAAACUCCCCAAAAAAGUGGUGUUAUUAGCCAUCAAACCUCCAAAAUACACUUUUCCCAAAAGGUUUCCACAAUUUUGGCCACUACUGUACUUCUAAAAUCCUGCACUUCCUCAUUGGAUGUUGGCCUUCCAUUAGAAGUACAGAUGAAAAUACGACCUGUGCUCCCAUUUUGUUGGAUUUCAUGCCUAGAUACACAUAGUCUUUUGUUAUUGCUUUCAGGCUCUUUGUUGUCUCACACAUCCCCAUGUGUACACAACACAUUUCUUCAGACUCAGGUUUUCAAAGCAAGUUAAAUAAAGUGACAUAAAAAUUUAAAGUACAGGUAGUCCUCCGAGUUACAACUACAAUUGAGCCCAAAAUUUAUGUUGCUAAGUGAAACAUUUGCUAAGUGAGUUUAUCCCAUUUUACAACUUUCCUUGCCACAUUUGUUAAGUGAAUCACUGCAAUUGUUAAAUUAGUAACAAGGUUGUUAAGUGAAUCUGGUUUCCCCAUUGACUUCGCUUGUCAGAAGGUCACAAAAGGAGACCCCAGAACACUGCAACCGUCAUAAAUGUGAAUCAGUUGUCAAGCAUCUGAAUGUAAAUCAUGUGACUAUGGAGAUGCUGCAACCGUCAUAAGUGUGAAAAAUGGUCGUAAGUCACUUUUUUCAGUGCCAUUGUAACUUCUGUCACUAAGUGAAUUGUUGUAAAUUGAGGACUACCUGUAUUCAUUAAGUGUGAGAAGAUUUAAAGUCAUCAAAGUCCUAUCCAACAAAAUGCAAUUCAGUAAAGUUUUAUGCUUAGGCAAGAAAAAUGCACAGGUAUAGCAUAGGUGGUUCCUGGCUCAAGUAACUGUGAGAGGGACCUAAGGGUCAUGGUGGACCAUCACUUAGGUAUGAGCCAGCCGUGUGCUGCAGCUGCCCAAAAAGCCAACACAGUCCUAGGUUGCAUCAAUAGAGGGAUAGUAACAAGUUCAUGUGAAGUGAUAGUACCACUUUAUAUUGCAUUGCUGAGACUACACUUGGAGUACUGCACCCAGGUCUGGUCACUAUGAUAUAAAAAGAUGUUGAAAGCCUAGGAAGGGAGCAGGGAAAAGCAGCAAAGAUGGUAAGGGGUGUGGAAGCUAAAAUGUAUGAUAAUGGUAGUAGGUAUGCCUACUCUUAACAAAGAGAAGGACUACGGGUGACAUGAUAGCUGGCUUCCAGUACUUAACAGGGCCUGUUACAGGGAAAAGGAGUUUGACCUAUUCUCCAAAUAGGUCAAAGGGCAGAAGAAGCAGAAAUGGGUGGCAGAUCAUUAAAAAGCGAUCCAACCUAGCAAUAAGCAGAAAUUUCUUGACAGAGAACAGUUAAUCAUGGAACCACUUCCCCCCAGAAGUGGUGGGUGCUCCAUCUUUGGAGGUUUUCAAGAAGAGACUGGACAGCCAUUUGUUUGGAAUAGUAUAGACUCUCCUACUGAGCAGGAGGUUGGACUGGAAGACCUCCAAGGUCCCUUCGAAUCCUAUUGUUCUAUGUGCAAAGUGUGCAAAGAGCAAUAUGGAAAAGAUUUGCCAUGCUCAAGAAAUGGCGCCCUUUCUGUAAAAAAAACUGGGGCUUAUGUAGACAAGUUAGAGAUUUAUUCCUUUAUUGCAUUAACCAUAGUUCCAUUUUGCUUUCAAAAUAAAUUAGAAAUAGGGGAUGGUCAGGAAACAAAAAUAUUUAUUUCAGCCUUCAGCCACAGUAUAUAACUCUGCCAUGUGAUCUGAACAAUUAUUUUUCUCAGAUGAGAAUUGAUGGAAAGAUUUACUGAGAAGUUGGCACCUGGUCCCAUCCACCUUUCUUUUUUCGACAGUAUAACAUAAGGAUAACUUCAGGAGGCCCUGUUUUAGGGGUUUGAGCAAAAGGAUCCAUCUUUCUACUUCCUUCACAAAUACAUGUUUUCUCCAUCUUUAAGAUCCCUUAGGAAAUGUUUCUGUUCACAGCUUCCAAUUUUGUUUACCUUUCCAAAUAUUUUCUUAACCUUGGAGGAGGCAAGGGCUAUCAAUGCUGCGGUCUUUGAACAAUGAUGAAAAUGGAAAGUCUGAUCAUAUUUGAGUGUAUAUCAGAGAAGACCUUUCUUGAAUAGAGAGGGACGUGCAUUCGAGAUAGAAUUUACAGAGAGCAUCUGGAAAUCUUAUUUAUUACAUGGCCAUUAACUGUGCCAUUGCACGAGACCAAACAUAUCAGACUCCAUAAAGCUUGCUUUUGAUUAAACAGCCACCUGUUCUCAUUGCAUUCUUAGAGGAUAGCAUUUCAUAAACCUAUCAAGAGACCAAGUUGCUCGAGCACCUGAGAUUUCUGAUAUUACGGACAGCCCAGUCCUUCAGCUCUAAUGCCACAAUCCCUGAUUUUGCAGCUUCUGUGGUUUUCCCUUUAACUCUGCACAUCUGGUUUUGUCCUGAUUCUGUAUUACUUCCUAGAGCACAAAAUUCCAGCAUAAUUUCUGAACACAUCUUCCCAGAUUCAGGGUCCAUGCUGCUGACCAGACAAACAUCCAGAUUCUACACAUACUUACAUGGUUAAGCCUGCCAAAUAGCCACAUCUUUGCAUUCCUGCCAAUGAUAACUCUUGGUAGAGUAGUUAACAGCUCUAACAAGCAAAGCACAGGCAGCUUCUGGGAACUGCUUCCUAGAGCAGGGGUCUCCAACUUUGGCAACUUUAAGCCUGCCGGACUUCAAUUUCCAGAAUUCCCCAGCCAGGUUUAAAGUUGCCAAGGUUGGAGGCACCUGUCCUAGAGGAUAACUGUGACCCCCAAUAUGCAAAUUCUUAAAAGUAAAAGUGGGUGGAGGAAUAUCAGAAUGUCAGCUUUUCUCCCCAACUGUACUAAAUGAGGGUGCAUGCACCUAACUCAGAGGAUGUGAUCCCCAUAAUCAUUAAUGCACCCCCCCACUGUUUCUUGCUUUUCUAAAACAAAUGUUUUGAAAUUCAAAUGUGCAUUUAAAAUUCAGGGUAGACCUGAGAAUAUGCUUCUGUUCUUUUUGUGGCCAGAAAACUACUUUUCAAGGCAGAUUUGGCAAAGCCUCCAAUAUCCAGCCAGGUUGGUUUUCAAAUCCUACACGGUACAAAAUAAUAACAUACCCUAGAUGUGCUUUACGAACUGCAAAUGUCAGGGUCUUUGGGCUGUAGGUGUCUGUGGGGAUUCUCGGUCAUCCAGGCCAUAGUUGUCCCGAAGGUGCUUUUUCAAAAGGCAACUGGACUUUCUUGGUUUUGUCCUUGAAGAUGUUUCGCUUCUCGUCCAAGGAGCUUCUUCAGUUCUAAAGAGGCUUCUUGGAGGAGAAGCAAAACAUCUUCAAGGAUAAAACCAAGAAAGUCCAGUUGCCUUUAGAAAAAGCACCUUUGGGACUUUGGGCUGUUAGAAUAGCAGGUAGGAAAGGAAAUGGUCCAGGAAGACAUAAUUUCUAACCCAUUCUAACAUCUCAUUUCACAGGUAGGGUUAUUCCUCUUUUCCCUUUGGCCAUUGCUGUCUCCUGGGUUGAAGGAGCCCUUUCUGUUGUGAGGUUUUUCUGUUUGGGCAGGAAGCCAGGUCUAUGGAAUUGGGGUGCUGGGGGGGGGACCUGAAGACCAGGAGGGGGAAGCUCCUCUUUCCUCUUCAUGCUAUUGUUUGUUUAUUAAGAUCCCCUUGAGGGCCUUCCUUGGAAUAAAAGAGGCUAUGCCACCCAAAGGGGAGCCGGCCAGAGAGGGAAGGGUAUCAAGGCAGACCACCACACGAAUUGUCGGUCUGCUUCUGCCACAGAGAGGAACCCCUGGGCUGCGAUGGCAAGGAGCUUUUUGCAGAACAUGAUUGAGAUGUUUGGAAAACUACAAGACGUGUUGCUGAACUCAACCUUAAAACUCUUUUGUUCCCUCAUGGCCUUGUUUCUCUCUCCAGCCUCCUUCUCCCCUCAGGCCCUCUUCCCCACUGGCCCUCUGUCCUCCCUUUUCUUCCUCUCCUGUCAUAAGAAAAUGGCUGUGCUCUUUGAGGGAGCACUUUUCUUAGGUCAUUUUAUACACUGUGCUUCAUGUUUAGAACUUUUUUGCACUAGUUCCUAUUACAUUUGUUUUCCAAGAUGGUUUGACAAAAAAAACAAACAAACAAAAAAACAAACAAAAAAGGAGGGGGGAAAUGAUAAAAAUCAUGCUAUAAUUCAGUUGUAUUAAACUAUUAUUAUUAUCCUAUUACUCUCUGUGUUUCAAUAGUCUCUGUACCUGUAAUGCUUUCAGUUCUGUUGUAUUUUGGAUCAGGGAACUACUCUGCUCCUGUUUAACCCAGUAAAGAAAUAAAAUGUUAUGAAUUGAUAA
Molecule: messenger RNA, 14410 nt
Organism: Pantherophis guttatus
Lineage: Eukaryota; Metazoa; Chordata; Lepidosauria; Squamata; Colubridae
Gene: NALF2
Product: NALCN channel auxiliary factor 2
Biological process (GO): calcium ion import across plasma membrane
Cellular component (GO): plasma membrane
Molecular function (GO): stretch-activated, monoatomic cation-selective, calcium channel activity
Source: RefSeq, a predicted model, not a curated record